Molecule: messenger RNA, 1469 nt
Organism: Brachypodium distachyon (stiff brome)
Lineage: Eukaryota; Viridiplantae; Streptophyta; Magnoliopsida; Poales; Poaceae
Exons: 5
Coding region: 1-1038 (345 amino acids)
Source: RefSeq, a predicted model, not a curated record
AUGUCUUCCAAAGGCCAAAGUCGACCCAAGGGCAGCACCAGCAAAGGGGAGAAGAGCGAGAAGGCCUCCAAGAAGGAGCUGUCGGAAAGAGCGCGGAAGGACGAGGAAAUGCGAGCCAAGUUCGCCUUCUUCUCCCCCGGGUACAACGGCGAGGGGGUGGAGAAGCUUACCUUGGCGCUAGCCACCAGGCACAACGAGUACGGGCCGACGCGGGUACUACCCGUCGGCGCGGAGCGCGACCCGCAGUACUUCCGGGUGUUCGCGAGGUUUGUUCUUACCGGGUUCGUGCCACCGCACUCCUUCUUUCUUUCUGCCAUCAUGGAGACAUAUGGGCUCAUCCUGGCCCAGCCGGGAGAGGGGAAUGACCCAGACUGGGACUCCGCCAGGCCGGAGGACUCGGACUCCGGCGAUGACUCUUCUCUUGGCGUCGGAGGAAACUCCGAGGACAACGACGACGCUCCCCGGGAAGCUGGCGGGGGUGCGCCGGAGGAGGACGAUGACGACAAAGACGACGUCCCCCUUGUGAGACGGUCGGCUGCACAAACGGAAGCGAGCGGGAGGCAAGCCCACAGCCCCAAGCGUCUCUGCCGGAUGCGGGGACCGCUGUUUCCGCCGGCGGAGGGGCUACUACGGAGGCCACCCCUGCUGCCCCGGCGGCUCCGCUGGUUCCGCCCGCACGGAAGAGCAUCUUGGCGGAUCGGGUGCUCAAGCUCAAGCCGCCGGGGUCUUCAAAGAAGAAGGAGCAGCCUAGCACUUCGCCGGCAGCCCCGGCCAAAUAACCACGCCCGACAGCGGGUGGUGGUGAUAAAGACGCCGUUGACGCGACGGGAACAUCGGCAUCUGCCGCUGGGGAUACACAAAUCCUCGACCUUGGUCGGCAGGGCACCGGCCCAGGAGCAGGGUCAGAGGCAGUCGGCGGGAGCCUCUCGGCAACCGGCGGCAACGUGGGCGACAGAGCCGCACACACAGCCGGGGACGGGACGCGGCAAGUCGCCGGGGACGCUCCAUCUGCACCCGCAACAACUGAAAUGUGGGUGAUCGACCUCACCGGCGAGGUCGACGACGCCCCAGAGGACACCAUCUGAGAAGCGUCGCUGUUAGAGAAGCAAUGAGGGCCCAUUGACUAAAGUUUUGAUCAGGCUUCAUAGGGGAUAUUUCAGCAGUAGGGUUACCAUCAUUUGUAAACAUAAUAUUUCAGUGAGAUGAGCAGCGGUAGUAAGACGAAUAACAGUGUCGGGGUAUCCUUUGUUUGACAAAUUGCCACUGUGCUUGAACAAAUUUUAUGGUUUACAACAUUACGUGACUUUUGUUUAUGUAAAUGUUUUAUCAUUGUAUGUGUAAGCUAAUAACUAUGCCUGUUAUGAUGGAUAGUUGUUGAUUCUUUGUGCGCUUGUAAAUUGUAAUACACCUAAUUGAGUUGAGAUUAAUUUUGACGUGCGUUGCACGUGCAAUAUUACUAGUGAAUAAAA